ACUUCACCACUCAUAGCAAAGAACUUCCCCCUGACAUCCAACCUAAAUCCUCCCUCCCUCAACUUCAAACCAUUUCCCCUUAUCCUGCUGUUACAAAGCCUGUGGGCUGCAAAGCUUCUGUGAGCAUCUUCAAAGCUCAAGGUGUUGGUGACUGUUGCUCAGUGAAGUGCUCUGUGGAUGCCUGACUACCAUGGAAGAUUACUGUUGUUUCAGGGAGAAAAAAAUCAAGAUUAAUUCCCAGAUGAUAUUGUUCAUAAUUUCUUAUUUCUGCAUCUUUCCGGCUGAUAAAAUCAGUCACUGGAAAAUAGGCUUAGAAAAUUAAGCAAGGAAUCAGAUGCACUUAAUCAAAAGGCGUUUGAUGUAACCAAAGGGCAUUUGUGUGUUAGAACACACUGUCAGUUGUUCAGUAUGUUUUUAUGUUUCCUUUUGGUGUCUGUGUGCUUCUUAGGUGGUCCAGAUGGAUGAGGUGUGUGUGAAGCUUUGAGACGUGGGAUGUUUUUGGUGGGAUCCCUUGUUGAAAUGGGUGUUGGUCACUGUCUAGGGUUAGGAUCUGAGUUAAGGUUCAACUUAGGGUUGGGAUUUGGAGAGAGAGAGAAACCGCACAUCCCCAUGUGAGCGGUGCUGGGAAGGGUCUGCCAAAGACGUUUGAUGUGUACCGGAAGCUUUGACUUGAGGUUCCCUCUGUAGGAUCCCCAGCUAGAGUAGAUGUUGGAGCUUUGAGUGGGUGGUUGUUUGAGUUGGUCUCUAUCCAGGUUUACUGUUUGGAUAAGUUUUAAUGUUUGGAUUCUGGCUAGAGUUUGAAAACCAAGUGCAUUUCUCCCAUACGUUGGAUCUGGUCACUGUCUGGGUUCAGGGUUAGGGUUUCUAAAGAGAAAGUGCACAUCUGUUCUGUGAGUGGGGCUGCCAAAGAAGGUUGAGCUGUACCAGCAGCUCAGAUAUGUGGGUCUUUUUUGGUGGGAUCCCUACUUUGGGUGGAUGUUGGAGCUAGUCAGCUAGUUUUAGGGCUCAGUUUAGAUUUUGACUGGUGUGUGGGGACUGCUAGGUCAAGGCCUAAACCAGUGACUGAGUAGCAAGUGAGAAGGUGUGGCUAACCCAGGGCACACAGGUGCAAGCAGUGCGCCUGUAUGACUGGAAGUGGGUAGACCCAAGGUCUGUCCUUCCUCACUCUCUUUUGAGGGAGCAGGUUCUCUAUUUGGUGGUUGCUCCUUCUGGAGACUUUACUGGGUCUUUGGAAAGGAUAAGCCACUUAGGUCACUUCUUAGGUCAUCUUCUGAACUAUAUCUUCACAAAAACCAACUUUGCAGUUCAGGGGUCAGUGCUUCCUCUGAAAACCUACUGGAUGGAUUUCCAGAGCUGGUUUGCCUUCCCUGUUGGGAUACUGCUAUGCUGUACUCUUCAGGCAUCUGCCAUUCAACUUCCUGCAUCUGAAAACUGCACCAGCAAUGGUCAAAGAAUAUCCUUCAGCCAUUCCUACAAGAUUGACCUGCCCACAUCCUCCCAGAUCAAGGUAGAGGCGGAUCCAUUGCAGCACGAAGGCAGCAGUGGGGUGCAGCUAGAUCCUGGUGAGGCCGAGGAAAAUGAAGAGCAGGAUAUCAUCUUUAGGCACAACAUCCAUGUGCAUGCACCCAAAGCGAGCUGUGAAACUCUGGCCCAUGUUAAAGAUCUUCUUGAGAGGAUGGAGAAGCUGGAGAAAGAAGUUGCAGAACUGAGAGAAAUCUGCAGCCCUCAGAAGUGCUGUGGGGGAAGCCAGGGUGUCACGCACUGCAGCAGUCACGGGAUGUUCCUCUAUGAGACCUGCAGCUGUAAGUGUGCAGAGGGCUGGGAGGGCAGUGACUGCUCCCGCCCCACCUGCCCCAACCUCUGCAGUGGCCACGGGCGCUGUGAUGGCGGGAGGUGUAUCUGUGAUGAGCCUUAUUUCAGUGAGGACUGCAGCCAGCAGCUCUGCCCUGAGAACUGCAGCGGCAAUGGGAUCUGUGACACAGCUAAAGGGGUCUGCCUGUGCUAUGAGGAGUUCAUCGGAGAGGACUGCAGCGAGAAACGAUGUCCCGGGGACUGCAGUGGCAAUGGGUUCUGUGACACAGGAGAGUGCUACUGCCAUGAGGGGUUCUUUGGCCCUGACUGCUCCCAGGUGCUUGCUCCUCAAAACUUGCAGCUGCUGAAUGCUACAGAGGAUUCCAUGGUUGUCAGCUGGAAUCAAAUGAUUGAUGUGGAUAAUUACCUCAUCAGCUAUUACCCAGUGGGGCAUGAGACACUGGAGAAACAAGUCCAUGUGCCCAAAGAGCAGCACAGCUAUGAGAUUACAGGUCUCCAUCCUAGCACCACAUACAAUGUCACACUUCGUCAUGUGAAGAAGGGGAUUGCCAGUGAGCCCGUGCAACUACAAGCAAGUACAGUCCCAUCUGCACUCAGUGCCAUCUGGGUGACGGAGGAGAUGGAGUAUUCCCUGGAAGUAGAGUGGGAGAACCCACCAACAGAUGUGGAUUAUUACAAGCUGAAAUUCAGAUCCCUGGUGGGCAUGGAUGAGAAGCAGGUCAUGGUGCCCAAAAGCAGUGACCCCAAGAGCAGACACAUCAUGACUGGCCUAAAACCUGGCAUGGAGUAUGAGGUUACUGUCAUACCUGUGAAGGAUGAUACAGAGGGUAAACCAUCCUCAGUGAGUGGCAGGACAGGAAUUGAUAGCCCAACCAAUGUGGUGACAGAUCGAGUGACGGAAGACACAGCCACUGUCUCAUGGAAUAAAGUUCAGGCUCCCAUAGACAGGUACAUGGUGAGAUACACCUCAGCUGAUGGAGACACCCGGGAAACAGAGGUAGGCAGUGAAAACAGCAUCAUCACCUUAUUGAAUCUGAAGCCAGGCAUGGAAUACACCAUCCAUAUCUGGGCAGAGAAGGGACCCCACAAGAGCAAGAAAGCCAGCACCAGAGCUCUGACAGAGAUUGACAGCCCCACUAAACUGUUGACUGAUCAAGUGACAGAAAAUGCAAUCACAGUUUCCUGGAACAAAGUCCAGGCUUUAAUAGACAGAUACAGAGUGAAUUACACCUCAGCUGAUGGGGAUACAGAGGAGAGAGAAGUGGAGAAAGACAAGAAUAUCACCACCUUGGCAGGACUGAAGCCAGGCAUGGAGUAUGUUAUUCACAUCUGGGCAGAAAAGGGAGAACAACAGAGCAAGAAGGCCAGCACUGAGGCUGUGACAGAAAUUGACAGCCCCACUCACCUGGUAACUGAUCAAGUGACAGAGGACACAGUCACCAUCUCCUGGGACAGAGUUCUGGCUCUCAUAGAUAAGUACGUGGUGAAUUACACCUCUGCCGAUGGUGAUACUGAGGAGAUAGAAGUGGGGAAGAACAAGACUGCCACAACUCUGGUAGGACUGAAACCUGGCACUGAAUAUGUCAUCUACCUCUGGGCAGAGAAGGGAGUGCAGCAGAGCAAGAGAACCAGCACUGAGGCAGUGACAGAAUUGGACAGCCCAAAGAAUCUGGUAACUGACCAAGUGACAGAAGACUCAGCCACAAUCUCCUGGGAUAGCGUCCGAGCUCCCAUAGAUAGGUAUAUCGUGAGCUACACUUCUGCUGAUGGGGGCACCAAGGAAAUAGAAGUGGGAAAGGCUGAGAGCGUUACAACUCUGACAGGACUGAAAGCAGGCAUGAAGUACACCAUUCAUCUCUGGGCAGAGCUGGGAAGCACGCAGAGCAAGAGGGCAAGCACUGAUGCGCUGACAGAGAUUGAUCCUCCCAGGAACCUCCAUGUAUCUGAUGUGACUCAGACUACUGGUGUAGUUACCUGGGCUCCUCCUGCAGCACAGAUUGAUGGCUACACUCUGACCUACCGGGGUCAAAAUGGCACCAGCAAGGAAGUGCAGCUGGGUCCUAGGGAACAACAGUUUGUGCUGGAAGGACUGGAACAAGGAACAAAGUACACUGUGUUUGUGAUGGCCUAUAAGGGAGAUCACCAGAGCAGAAAGACAGUCGGUACCUUCUCAACAGUUAGCUCCCUCUACCCGUACCCUGCGGACUGUGCCCAGAUGCAGCAGAAUGGAAACAUCUCCAGCGGCCUGUACACCAUUUAUCUCAAUGGCAAUGGCAGCAGGCCCAUGCAGGUGUACUGUGACAUGACCACUGAUGGAGGCGGGUGGAUAGUGUUUCAGAGGCGGAGCAGUGGUGAACUGGAUUUCUACAAACGCUGGAAAAAUUAUGUGGAAGGCUUUGGAGAUCCCACUGGGGAAUUUUGGCUUGGUCUUGACCAGCUGCACAAUCUCACAAGCAGCAGCCCCAUCCACUAUGAGCUGCGGGUGGAUCUGCGGACAGCCAACGAGUCUGCCUAUGCUGUCUAUGACUUCUUCCAGGUUGCCUCGAGCAGGGAGAGAUACAGGCUGUCCGUGGGGAAUUACAGAGGCAAUGCUGGAGAUGCAAUGACUUACCACAAUGGCUGGAAGUUCACAACGUGGGACAGAGACAAUGAUGUGGCUCUCAGCAACUGUGCUCUGACGCACCAUGGUGCGUGGUGGUACAAGAACUGCCACUUGGCCAACCUCAAUGGGAAAUAUGGGGAGAGCAAGCACAGUGAGGGGGUGAAUUGGGAGCCAUGGAAGGGCCAUGAGUUCUCCAUUCCUUUUACUGAGAUGAAGAUUCGUCCUCAGUCUUCUAGUAACGAGUCAGUCUUGGCAAGGAAGAAGAGAUCUCUACCAGGAAAAACGAGGCAGAUCAGAUUUUAAAUUGUCCUCUGUGCGUGACAGCACCCAAAGAUUAUGAUUUGGUAUUUCUUAACAAAAUUAGGUUUGGAUGACUUCCUCCGCUACUUUGGAAGCAGCUGCUGACCCAGCUUGGACCCAGAAGUCUCUGAAUCUGCAGCCCAGCCUGUUUCCAGCCUUUGGAGGUCCUGGUGGGUGCUCUGUCAGAGACUGGGAAGGGACCUGUGGGCGGCAUGCCACUUGUAGCUUUCCUGGUUAAACGUGACAAGGACCUGCUUGAUCCAAUGUGUGCAACUUUUAUGAAUUGUUCGUAAAACAAGCUUUAACAUGUUAUUGUUUCUCAAAACCCA
Molecule: messenger RNA, 5043 nt
Organism: Tympanuchus pallidicinctus (lesser prairie-chicken)
Lineage: Eukaryota; Metazoa; Chordata; Aves; Galliformes; Phasianidae
Gene: TNN
Product: tenascin N
Exons: 17
Coding region: 1340-4717 (1125 amino acids)
Molecular function (GO): protein binding
Source: RefSeq, a predicted model, not a curated record